GAUCAGGGUCAGGGCUGCCAGCUGGUGGGGGGCCGUGCUCAGAGCUGAAAGGAAGAGCCUGGGGCUGUGCAGGAUUGUGGCAUGGGAUCAUUUGCAGGUGGUGGCCAUGUUGCUGUGCCAUACAGACACACAACGCGUGCUGCAGGGCUACCUUUACAUGCAAACUGUGCUGUCUGUGUGCACAGGGGCUGUGCUGGCCCUUGCGAAGUGUAUGCAGAGCACUGUGAUGGGUGUCAGGCAGAGCACGCUGCUCUCAAACCAUCAGGUGCUCGGUGGCAACGCUGCUAUGCAGUGAGCUGUGAGCGGUGAGUGAGGGGCACUCAGUCUCCUGCGGCUUUUUACCACUGUGAGUUGCAAGCAGCAAGCUCAUGGAGCUCUGCAGCCUCCAUCCAGGCAUGCUGCCCUGCCCUGCUGUCCGGGUAAGCUGGGCAGGUGUGGAGGGAACAGAGAAGGACAUUAGAGAAGUUGUGGUAUGUGGGAGGAAAGCUGGAGAUUUCUGCAGCUCUCCAUCACUCAGCAUCAUGGAAAGUGGAAAGGGGAGGGAGGAAUUGGGGCACGCAGGAGCUCAUGGGCAUGCAAAGGGUUCUGCAGGUGCUGGCAGAGGAUGUCCAAGUGCGCAGCGUUGGGUCCCUGGGCUGCACAUAUCCCAAAUUCAUAUUUGCUGUACCUGUUUUGUCACUUGUGUGAAAUCAGAGCUUGGGGUGGGCUGACCCCCACUCCAAACACUGUUAAGCAGCUCACCUCACACACAGCCACAGUCUCAUCUGCCCGUUCCCAACCUCCCUCAUGGCACAGAGCUGAGAGAAGCUGGGACAGGCAGGAGCGGGCUCUGCUUUGCUGCCGGUGUUUAAUGGGCACAUCCUCAGUGGACAUUUCCCUACAGAGAGCAGGUCUGAAUGCUUACAAUGGACCCUCAGAGCACCCCCCCUCCUGCCAUUGAAGUCACUCAGCAGCUCCCGGGUAACUCCUGCUGUCAGAUCCACGAUGGGUUCCUCUCAGUGACGCUGCCUGUGAUGUACUCACUGAUCUUUGCCGUUGGGCUGCUCAGCAAUGUGCUGGCACUCUGGGUGUUUUCAUUCAGCAUGCAGCGCCAGACCUCCAUCACUGUGUACAUGAGGAACCUGGCCCUCUCCGACCUCCUGCUGGCCCUCUGCCUGCCCUUCCGCAUCGCCUUCCAGGACAGGAGUGAGCCCCGUGUCUUUUGCAAUGUUGUUGGGGCCUUCUUCUACCUCAACAUGUAUGUCAGCAUCACUUUCCUCAGCCUGAUCAGCCUGGACCGCUACCUGAAGAUCAUCCGGCCCCUCCAGAAAUACAGGAUUCACACCGUAUCCUGUAGCACGUUGGCCUCUGGGAUGGUUUGGGUGGUGAACUUUGCCUUCAUGCUGCCUUUCUUUUUUGAGAAAAGAGGGAAGGGACCCUGUGACCAUAAAUGCUUCCACUUCAGGAGCAAAAGCACCGUGGCAGCAGCCUUCAACAUGGCCGCAGUAGCUGCCUUCUUCAUCGUGCUGUUGCUCUUCCUCUACUUCUACAGCAAGAUAUUUGCCAAACUGCACCAGGUCUCCUCAGUGAAGGCCCAGCAGCUGAACAAGAAGACCAGCACGAGAGCCAUCACCAAGACCUUUGUGGUCUUGAUCAUCUUCAUCGUCUGCUUCACCCCCUACCACACUAUCCGCAUCCCUUACAUCCUGGCGCAGAUCGGGGCCAUUUCCAGCCUGCCCUGGAAGCAAGGUCUGCACUUCACUAACGAGCUCGUGCUCUGCAUCUCAGCCCUCAACAGCUGCCUCGACCCCAUCAUCUUCUUUUUCUUGUCCAGCAGUUUCCGCAGGGCCGUGCUCUGCACCAUCCAGGGCAGGCUGAAGGGAGCCCUGCUGAGCAACCAGGGCAGGCUGACCCCCAGCAGGUCUGUGACAGAACUGUAGGGUCAAGGUCCAGAAAAUGGGAUUUCCUCAUUGCGGAUUGGCUCUGGCCACUGGUGUUUAUGGGACAAGACUUGCUGGGAAGAUGGAACCACUCCAUGAGACAUGGCUUAGAGGGCAUGGUGUGAUGGGUCAGGGUUGGGCUUGGUGAUUCAUUGAGGUCUUUUCCAGCCAUAAUGAUUCCAUGACUCUACGAUUCAUGUAAUGCCACCAGGGUCAGAACCUCCAUGGGAGUAAACAAGGAGGAAAGGACAACUGGGACCUUGCUUGUUCCUACCACAGCUGGCAUAGCUGAAGAGCAUAUUUCCAAGCACAAAUGAAGCUGGAAGUGCCACAGGAGAUUUGGCCUUGUCCUGGGAACCCCAGGCAGCCCAGAGCAGAGCUGCAGGCAGAUGGAGGAGAGGAGAGGAGAGGAGUGAGAAGGGGAAUGGGAAUCAUUACUAAGGACACAUCGUCUUCUCACCAAAGAGAGGAAGAAAGGGAUGGGACAGGAGAAGGUGCAGUGCAAAAGCAUCAGGGAAGGAUGAGGAGACAUCAAAGCAUCACUUGUGGAGCAGGGGAAUAUUUUGCUCCAUGAUGCAGCCCAGAGGUGAGCACUGCCAGACUUGCACUACAGACCUGCCAGGAAAUGCUGCAGCCCUGCAACCUCAAACCAUGUCAGCAACAGCUGUAUUCUCUAAUUACUGCAGCCUCUGUAACCUCAACUCAGCCCCACAUCUCCGUGCACCGAGCUCAGGGUUUCCUUUAGCUCUUUGCCCCUCUCACCAGCACAUUUGCAGGGGCUGGCAGCUCUCCUGGGCACAGCACAGCUCGCUUGGGGCCAUUGCUUCAGGAAGAUUGCAAUGGGCAGAGGGGCUACGGUGCCCCCGAGCCCCAACAGGAGCAGCUGGCUCUGAGCUUCGCAGCUCUGCUGUUCUGCAGCAGCUCCGAAAGAGAAACCCACGGGAGAUGUGCAAGAGCUGCUGCCUUCAUCAGCGCCUGUUCCCUUCCUGCAGAAGAUAUUUCUCUGUAUUUUUAUCCUGUUCUAUGCCCACACCUCAUUUGUUCCCUUAUUCUUAGGGCAGUGCAGAGGUGGAGCAGCAGCAUGCACUCUCUGUUGGGCAGCAGAGCUGGGCAGUGAGGGGUGAGGGUUCAUUAAGACCAAAGUGCCAUAGUGACCACAAGACUCCAACACCUGAAUAAUACUCGGGAGAAUAAAAUGUUUCCUUAAAGACUGAUUGAUCUGAUUUUUCCAAUCAAGGUAUGAGCAGCUUCAGUCCUCUUUUCUCUCUGUAUGAUGAGCAGGAGAGACGGAUAUUUCACACAGAGGGUGGUGAUGCACUGGAACAGGUUGCCCAAGGAGGCUGUGGAUGCC
Molecule: messenger RNA, 3270 nt
Organism: Centrocercus urophasianus (Greater sage-grouse)
Lineage: Eukaryota; Metazoa; Chordata; Aves; Galliformes; Phasianidae
Product: probable G-protein coupled receptor 34
Exons: 2
Coding region: 897-1919 (340 amino acids)
Biological process (GO): G protein-coupled receptor signaling pathway
Cellular component (GO): membrane
Molecular function (GO): G protein-coupled receptor activity; oxysterol binding
Source: RefSeq, a predicted model, not a curated record